Rotaria sordida is the source of this 666-nucleotide messenger RNA. Lineage: Eukaryota; Metazoa; Rotifera; Eurotatoria; Philodinida; Philodinidae. The record is from the annotation of a GenBank genome assembly.
AGUGAAUAUUUAACGAAAAAUCUCAUUGGACAAGAUCAAGGACUCGAACAAUUUAAAGAUGCUAUGAACAAACAUAAGAAUUUUACUAUUGUUAUUAUCGAAGGUCCAAUUGGUACUGGAAAAUCUUAUUUAGCUUCAUCACUUGAAAAAUUUUUACCAACAACUCUCAUAUCUACAAAUACACUUCUCGGUUUAUCAUCACAUCAUUGGAUUGAAUCUCAUCGUCUUUCAUCAUAUUUAUUAUCAUAUUUAUCUCCGUCAUUAUUUCAAUUUUUAAUUAUUGAUGAUUUAGAUUUAUUACCAGCGAAUGAAACAUAUUGUCAAACAUUGACUAAAGCUUUAUAUUCAAUUAAUAAUAAUAAAAAUGUAUUUAUUAUUCUUUUACAAACAGGUCCAAUGUCGAAUAUAUGUAAAGAAAAUUUAGAAAAUAUAAUUACAAAAUCUAUUCAAUUUAAUAUGUUACAACGUGAUCAUAUUCGAACAUGUAUUCAAAAUGAAGCUUAUAUACAAAAUGUUCAACCAUCAUUUGAUAAUCAACAAAUUGAAAAUAUUCUUAAUUCUCUUCAAUAUAUUAAUGAACAAGGAAUAUUAUAUAGUACAACUGGUUGUAAACAAAUACCAUCACUUGUUAUGUUAGAAUCAAAAAAAUAUCGCGUCGAUAAUUAG